AACCAAAGUUUGGCUCUCCGGAAACUGUUUUUAUUGGAAUACACUUCUCUGUUUUUUUUUGUUUUUUGGUAUCUUUAUUUUCACACCCGUUUGCUUUUCUUUGGAAUGAAUGCCGAAUCGAGGUAGGUUUAGAUUGGCCGGUCGUUCUCGGAAUCGCGUUGGGAAAUUUCUGAUCUCAGAAUCAGAAAUGGCUUCACGAAGCUCCAACGUCGAUUCUGACUCGAAAUCAAGUGGGAUAUCGUUUUCUUUUAAAUUGUCCACCGAGAAUACGGCUUCAUCGCCUGAUUCUCCCUCCUCGUCCAAUAGUACGGAUUCUACGCCACAAAUUUCUCCAUCGACCUCGCCUCCGUCGGGUUCUCCGCCUCCUCCGACGAGUUCUCCACCGCCUUCAUCAAGCCCGCCUCCAUCACGACCGCCACCCUCUUCUUCGCCCCCUCCAUCGUCACCGCCUCCAUCACCACCACAAUCUUCGCCACCUCCACCAUCGUCUCCUCCUCCUAAACGGUCACCGCCGCCAUCAUCUCGGUCACCACCGCCAUCGUCUCCUCCUCCUCCUCAACGGUCUCCACCACCGUCGUCUCCUCCCCCAAAGUCACCGUCACCGUCACCGUCACCUCCACCACCAUCACAAUCCCCACCUCCACCUGAUCAAUCUUCUCCGCCUCCAUCCGCACAUCCAACUCCACCUUCAUCUCCGCCUUUAUCGCAGAACUCGUCUGCACCACUGACACCGGGACCCCCAAAUAAUUCAUCAGCUACCGGCAACGCAUCACCACCUCCUUCAAGUACUGUUUCCCCUUCAGUUGCCACUGGCUCACCAAACACACCUAGCUCUGCUCCGCCGCCAAGGACGUGGAGCCCUCCUCCGCUGCGGCACUCACCUUCCACCACAAGCUCAAGCGGUUCUUCGAGCGGAUCCAUGUCUCUCUCGUCGUCAACAAGUAGCAGCAGCAGUGGUAAUUCAGACAAUUACAUUGGUUAUGCUGUGGCCGGAGUUCUCGGUUUUAUCCUGCUCGCGGUGUUGAUUGUUUUCGUGGUAAAGAGGAAGAAAAAACAAAAAGUGGCCCAUGCUACACAUUAUGACGCUGCCAAACUUAUAUAA
Messenger RNA from Neltuma alba, 1102 nucleotides. RefSeq names its product vegetative cell wall protein gp1. The record is from RefSeq and is a predicted model, not a curated record. Lineage: Eukaryota; Viridiplantae; Streptophyta; Magnoliopsida; Fabales; Fabaceae. The transcript has a single exon. The coding region runs from base 110 to 1102 and encodes 330 amino acids.